Molecule: messenger RNA, 3431 nt
Organism: Cheilinus undulatus (humphead wrasse)
Lineage: Eukaryota; Metazoa; Chordata; Actinopteri; Labriformes; Labridae
Gene: msrab
Product: peptide methionine sulfoxide reductase MsrA
Exons: 6
Biological process (GO): cellular response to oxidative stress
Cellular component (GO): cytoplasm
Molecular function (GO): peptide-methionine (S)-S-oxide reductase activity
Source: RefSeq, a predicted model, not a curated record
AUGCAGUGCACGACGUUGCCCACGCACGAUGAAUAUUCAUAUUGUUGGCGUUUUCACCGCCCGCCCCUCCCCUGUCCUGUCUCCCUCGCGCCAUCCCCGCUACAUGCAACGUAACGGCGCGACGCUAUGAAGGCAUCCCGGAAGACAGUGCCCCUUUUACAGGUGUUGUCCCAAACACAAACACUACAUACCGUUUCGUUUCUUCUACUAUCUGUGUCGCUCUCUGCCGCUGACUCAAUGGCACACAAAACCCAGCUUCCCAGCAAAGACAGAGCAAUGAAAGGAAGAGAGGAGAAAAUGGAUGUGGCAGACAAGCAUGCAGUCAAUGGGAAUCCCACUCUGGAGCCUUUUCCAGACGGCAUGGAGACCAUCAUGUUUGGUAUGGGCUGUUUCUGGGGAGUGGAGAAACUUUUCUGGAAGCUUCCAGGAGUCUUCUCCACACAGGUGGGCUACGCUGGAGGCUUCACACCAAACCCCUUUUAUGAAGAGGUCUGCACAGGUCUGACUGGUCACACCGAGGUGGUGAGGGUGGUCUACUCCCCAAAUGACAUCAGCUUCGAGGAGCUGCUCAAAGCCUUCUGGGAGAAUCACGAUCCUACACAAGGUAUGAGGCAGCACGCUGACCAGGGUACUCAGUAUCGUUCUGCCAUUUACACAUCCAACGCCGCUCAGCAGGAGCUUGCAUUGAAGAGUAAAGAGGCCUUCCAGCAGGAGCUGACUAACAAAGGCUACGGACCCAUCACUACAGAGAUCCUGGAGGGGCAGCAUUUUUACUACGCCGAGGACUAUCACCAGCAAUACCUCAAGAAGAAUCCUAAAGGCUACUGUGGUCUUAAAGGCACUGGCAUCUCUUGUCCCAGGAUUGCCGCAAAGGAUGAGCUGUGAGGGAUGUGUUCUGCGAGAGACGGAAAGAGAAUUUGUAACCCUCCAAAAUCAUUCAAACUUGACUCCCUAUAGCAAUUUAGGACAAAAAUGUCAACUGUGAAACAUAUUAAUUGAACAUUUUUUAAUUAAUUUUGGAUCACAUUUAGUAAAUAAGUUCUUUUCAUCAACUUCAGUCCUGACUUAAACGACCAAAUAUUUGAAUAUUUGGGGGGAUUUUAACCUUUUAAAUGCUAGUUUGACUUCAAGAAUUCAUGUUUGUUUUUUUAUGGAAAAAUCACCAAAAAGACAAAUGUCAGAUGGCUGUUUUUUUUUUUUUUUUAAGCAAAGUCCUGGAUAUUAAUAAAUAAUACCUACUAUAUUUCAAAAGACUGGCAACAAAACUAGUUUUGAUUCAUUAUUGUUUUUGUGUAGUGUCUCAAAUUUUGCUCCCUAAUAAACCAUCCAUAGACAAAACUGUACACUUCCAAAAACUGCUAUAAAAUAAUACAGAUCAUUAUUUUUCAGUUUUUUUCAGCUUAAAUCUUUGAUUUAACUUCAGUUAUGAUCAAAACUACCAAAUACUUUCAGUAUUGAAACCCUUUAAAUGCCAGUUUGAAUAAUGGGUUUCACUGUUUUAAAUGAAAAUUACACAAAAAAAAAUUGUUACGAGUAAUACACAUAUUUGCAGAAAAUGAGUUAUUUUAAGUAUAAUAUGUGAUAGGGUGCUGGGUUCUUUUUUCUAAUCAUAGUCUUAAAUGUGCCAAAGAGUAGCUUCAAAACUGAUUUUGGUGCAUGGGGAUUUUUUUUUUUUUGCAAUGUCCCAUUUAAAACUUUAGUCCCUAAUAAGCCGUUCAUGGAUGAAUAUGUCCCCUUUACUCCAAUUACAACUGUUUGUCUUUUUUCAAUCUCUCUGCCAUCACAGAACAAAACCGUGCAUUCUUUAAUGUCAGUUAUUCCUGUAGAAGAAAAAAGUGAAACAUGUCAUUUUUAGUGUCUACAACUAGAUGGUGCUGUUUUUCUACUAUAAGCCUAUGCAUGGAAUUCAGUGGUAAAACUCCUAUGAAAUAUACCAUAGUAAUGCUAUUUAAAUUUCACUGGAAAAAAAAAUUAUGUUGUAAUUUAGCAUCAGCAUUCUGGGACAAUUUUGUGAAUUUUACAGAGCAAACUAAAUGGACUUAAAAAUUUGCAAUCCCAAAAUUUAUCAAGAGAGCAACCUCCCUAAAAAAUAUUGUGCUAUUUUGCAGCAACACAGGCAAAAUUAUUACUAAAAAAAAAGUGAAAAAUUUACAUUUUGGGCCAAAAAUGUCCAGAGUGAUCCCAAAGGGUUAUUGACUUGGCUCUGCUUAAAUAGCAUCAGUCAGAUUACAAAUGCAGUGGAUUCAGAAAGUAUUCAGACUCCCUUCACUUUUUUCAUUUUUUUGUGUUGCAGUUUGAUCCUGCAAUCAUUUAAGUUCAUUUUCAGUCUCAUGAAUCUAAACCCAGUGCCCCAUCAUAACAAAGUGAAACAGAAUGUUAGAUUCUCUUGCAAAUUUACAAAAUGAAAAAAAAAAUCACAUUGACAUAAGUAUUCAGACCCUUUGUAACAACAGUUGAAAUUUAGUUGUCCUCAUGGAACUUGGUCCCAUUUCACCACAUGAUCUCUGGAGCUCAUUCAGUGGCCAUCAGGUUCUUGGUCAUCUCUCUAAGGCCCUUCUUCCCUGAUUGCUCAGUUUAGCCAGCGACCAGCUCUUGGAAGAGUUCUGGUUGUACCAAACUUCUUCCAAUGGAGAAUUUUUGAGGCCACUGUGCUUUUGGGAGCCUUCAGUGCAGCAGAAAUGUUUUUGUAGCCUUCCUCAGAUCUGUGCCUUGCAAUGAUCUGAGCUGUGCAGGCAGUUCCUUUGACCUCAUUGGUUUUGCUCUAUUAUGCAUUGUCAGCUGUAAGGCCUUCUAUAGAGAGGUGCAUGCCUCUCCAAAUCAUGUCUUAUCAAUUUAAUUUAGCACAGGUGAACUCCAGUCCAGGUAAAGAAACAUCUCAGCAAAGAUCCAAAAAAAUAGGUGGAACCUGAGUUCCAUUUCAAGUGUUGCUGUAAAAUUUCUAGAACGCUGUUUUCACUGUCAUUAUGAAUGUAGAUUAAUGAGAAUGAAGAUGAUUUUUUUUUUUUCAACUGUGGCGUCAGACUGCAACAUAACAACAUCCGCAUGAAUGACGCUUUUGUUGUUUAUCAUCAUGUAAUUUACUGUUUUUUAAGUGGGAUAACAGAAUUCAUAGAAAUCUGCUCAUGUCAGAGCAGUGCAAAGAAUUGCGUUUUGGACUGCAGAGACAUAUGACUGCCACAAGAGGGUGAUGUUUCUUCACAUAAAGCAGUCCAAGCAGACUGUUGACGUUCAGCCCUUUUGGUGAGAGUUUCUAUAAUGCCUCAACAUGCUAUCAGUAUUUUUACAUCCUUUUGAAACCUAAUAUUUGGCACAACUUGACUGGGGUGGAUUUUUCUUAAAUGCAGAAUAUUUUUAUGAUCAGUAGCUCGGGGAAGAGCAAAUGUACCAGUUUGAAUCUAUGCAAACUUUAAUUUAGUGGGGAUAAAGGGUGA